Populus nigra (black poplar) is the source of this 1582-nucleotide messenger RNA. Its product is annotated as UDP-galactose/UDP-glucose transporter 7-like. Gene Ontology annotation, molecular function: UDP-galactose transmembrane transporter activity; antiporter activity; UDP-glucose transmembrane transporter activity. The record is from RefSeq and is a predicted model, not a curated record. Lineage: Eukaryota; Viridiplantae; Streptophyta; Magnoliopsida; Malpighiales; Salicaceae. The coding region runs from base 263 to 1234 and encodes 323 amino acids. Gene Ontology annotation, cellular component: Golgi apparatus. The transcript has 8 exons.
CUGUUUGUCUAUCCCUUUCCUUGACAUGUUAUUUUAUCAACAAAUCCCUCACUCCACAUCUCUCUCUUCCAAACCCUCCAUUAUUUUUUUAUGGGUUUUCCACUCCAGCAAAACCACUCACUAAAACCUCUCACUUGAUCCAAGAAAAAAGAUUCUUUUUUUUUUGUUACUGUGAUGUAAAAAAAAUUGUUUUUACCAAGGGUUUUGUUUUCUUUGUUAUUUUUUAUAAAAUUCUGGGUUUUGUUUGGUUCUAUUGACAGCAAUGGAGAAUCGCAGUGAAGCAGAAUCAAGUCCUUUUAAGAGUUUGGUUGCGGCUGUAUCAUAUGGGAUUGCUUCAAUGGCUAUGGUUUUUAUCAAUAAGGCCAUUUUGAUGCAAUAUGGUCACUCAAUGACCCUUCUCACUCUGCAGCAACUGGCGACAGCAUUGCUUAUACAUUUUGGUAGGCAAAUGGGGUAUACGAGAUCAAGGGGAGUAGAUAUGCAAACAGCUAAAAAACUUCUCCCGGUUUCACUAUUCUACAAUGCUAAUGUGGCAUUUGCUUUGGCUAGCUUGAAAGGAGUUAAUAUUCCUAUGUAUAUUGCAAUAAAGAGACUCACACCACUUGCGGUACUUAUAGCUGGAUUUUCUUCAAGAAAGGGAAAACCUACAACACAGGUUACUCUCUCUGUGCUAUUAAUUGCUGCUGGAGUUAUUAUAGCAGCACUUGGAGAUUUUUCUUUUGACCUUUGGGGUUACAGCAUGGCCCUUACUUCUGUUUUCUUUCAGACAAUGUACCUUGUGUUAGUUGAAAGAUCUGGUGCAGAGGAUGGCCUCUCUUCUAUUGAGAUAAUGUUCUAUAACAGUUUUCUUUCUCUUCCAUUCUUGAUGUUUCUCAUCAUAGCAACAGGAGAAUUUCCAAACUCUCUAGCAUUAUUGUUUGCAAAGAGUAAUUCUUUAUCAUUUUUGGUGAUCCUCGUUAUUUCUUUAGUAAUGGGCAUAGUUCUCAACUUCACCAUGUUCCUGUGUACCAUAGUCAACUCAGCUCUAACAACAACCAUCGUGGGAGUUCUCAAAGGUGUUGGGUCCACGACCCUUGGUUUUGUCGUACUGGGUGGCGUGGAAGUCCAUGCUUUGAAUGUGACUGGAUUGGUUAUCAACACAACUGGUGGGGUGUGGUACUCAUAUGCCAAAUACCAGCAGAAGAUGAGCAAACCUCCAAGGCAAGUAUCAGAUGUAGAGGCACAUCACAAAUAGGUCUGCUUUGGAGGAUCACCAACGGUGAUGAAUUGCUGCUUCAGGCAGUUCCUUGUCUGAUUUUUGUCAAUUUCCCUACACUGUAAUCAUUCACAAUGAUCUCAUAGUAACAACCAAAAGGGGUGAAAAAUGAAGUACAGCAAUAUUUUUAUGUUGUUAAAGAAUAUUCAAUUCUAUAGCAUGUCCUUGCUACAGGCUCUUGAUUUCAGUGAGAAAAUGUCACGAUCGAAAUGAUUGAUGCUGUCGGCUGAUUUAGAUUGGAUUAUUGUGCUUGAAAUUGAUAUUCUAGCCGCAGUAUGUUGUUCAAAGCAUUUUAAUUCUGUGAAAUGAAAAGCUUCUCUUAGCUCA